This is a messenger RNA of Nanorana parkeri, 784 nucleotides long. RefSeq names its product methyltransferase-like protein 7A. The coding region runs from base 35 to 769 and encodes 244 amino acids. Gene Ontology annotation, molecular function: S-adenosylmethionine-dependent methyltransferase activity. The transcript has 2 exons. NCBI's taxonomy places the organism in Eukaryota, Metazoa, Chordata, Amphibia, Anura, Dicroglossidae. The record is from RefSeq and is a predicted model, not a curated record.
AGACUGCUCUUCAUCGUUGGCUGCACUUCUGACAAUGGCAGUGCACAUUGUAUUCUUCCAGCUAUGUGUAGCUCUCAUAGCACUGCCCAUACACAUCCUGGCCUUGCUGGGCCUGUGGGAUCCCAUAGCUAAGAAAGUGCUGCCUUACCUCCUGAACAGAGUGACCAAGAACUAUAACAAAUACAUGAAAGAUCACAAGAAGGAACUGUUCAGCAACCUGAAUGAGUUCAGGGGCCCCUCUGUGGAGCUCAGAGUCCUGGAGCUGGGCUGUGGCACUGGAGCCAACUUUCAGUUCUAUCCAGAAGGAUGUCAAGUCACCUGUGUAGAUCCUAACCCUAACUUCAAGAAGUUCCUGAGCGCCAGCCUGGCGGAGAGCCAGCAUGUCCAGUUCCAGGCCUUUGUGGUGGCCCCAGGGGAGAGCAUGACCCAGAUCCAGAGUGGCUCCAUGGACGUGGUGAUCUGCACACUGGUCCUGUGCUCUGUAGACAAUGUGGAAGACAUUCUGGCGGAAGCUCAUCGGGUGCUGAGACCUGGAGGAGCGUAUUAUUUCAUAGAACACGUGAAGGCAGAUCCUUCCUCUUGGAACUAUUUUUUUCAGAUCAUUUUGGAUCCAACCUGGAAAUACAUUGGGGAUGGAUGCAAGCUAACAAAGGAAACAUGGAAGUAUCUGGAAAAAUCGAAAUUUUCAGAUGUAAAACUUAGACACAUCAUUGCUCCAUUUAAACACAGCCCUGUCAAACCCCACAUCAUCGGAUAUGCUGUGAAAUAAACUUUAAAUAUGUCA